AUGCGCGAGAGCGCGCCCUCCGCAGACAGGUUGAGCGAGCGGGAGAGGCCCGGGGCACGUGCAGAAGGGAGCCCCGCGAGUGGCGCGCCGGGGAUGUGAGUGCCCCUUGCCCUCUACUGCAUCCAGCCCCCUCCCCGCCCACCGCCUCCGUCCUUGCAUAGAUACAGUCAUCUGGCCAGCCUCCGCCCCUCCUCCCGGCCUCAGCCUGCCAGAGAGGCCGCGCGGGGCUCGGGCUUCGGCCGAUCAGCCAGGAGGCCCCGCUGCGCCCCCUCGGCCCGCGCGCCCGUGGCCACAGCGGAAGAGACGCCCGCGCUGCGCUGUCCGGAGGGGCCGUCGCGCGCCCGCUUCCUGUUCGGCUGGUUCCUGCCAGCUCGAGGACAAAACACGCGUGCGCGCGGCGGGCGAGCGCGCUCGCCGCCUCAGUCGCCAGCGCCGGGCGCAGUCCGCCUUUUUCCGGAGUAGCCCGGCCGCGGUGCUAGUCGGUAGCAGCGGCCGCCGCAGCGGCUCCGCACUGGCGAACCGAGGGCAGAAAAAGGCGGGGUUCACGGCUCUUUGGUAGGAGUGGGCUGGACCGGACGCCAGAGACAAAGGCUCCCAAGGCAAGAGGGACUGUGGCCUUGCGUCGGCUCUGUUCGGGACUGCUGACCCCAGGACUUUACGCCCCUUCGUUUUUCUCUUCUGAUUCUUCUCUUCUCCCAAGCCCGCGUCCCCUCACGCGUGGCCUCUCUCCUUGCCGGGAGGGCCGCGAUGGAGGUCCCGCCCCGGCUUUCCCAUGUGCCGCCGCCAUUGUUCCCCUCCGCUCCCGCUACUUUAGCCUCCCGCAGCCUCUCCCAUUGGCGGCCGCGGGCGCCGCGGCAGCUAGCCCCGCUCCUCCCUUCACUCGCUCCCAGCUCCGCCCGGCAGGGGGCGCGCCGGGCCCAGCGCCACGUCACCGCCCAGCAGCCCUCCCGAUUGGCGGGCGGGGCGACUAUAAAGGGAGGGCGCAGGCGGCGCCCGGAUCUCUUCCGCCGCCAUUUUAAAUCCAGCUCCAUACAACGCUCCGCCGCCGCUGCUGCCGCGACCCGGACUGCGCGCCAGCACCCCCCUGCCAACAGCUCCGCCACUAUGGAGGAUAUGAACGAGUACAGCAACAUAGAAGAAUUCGCAGAGGGAUCCAAGAUAAACGCGAGCAAGAAUCAGCAGGAUGACGGUAAAAUGUUUAUUGGAGGCUUGAGCUGGGAUACAAGCAAAAAAGAUCUGACAGAGUAUUUGUCUCGAUUUGGGGAAGUUGUAGACUGCACAAUUAAAACAGAUCCAGUCACUGGGAGAUCAAGAGGAUUUGGAUUUGUGCUUUUCAAAGAUGCUGCUAGUGUUGAUAAGGUUUUGGAACUGAAAGAACACAAACUGGAUGGCAAAUUGAUAGAUCCCAAAAGGGCCAAAGCUUUAAAAGGGAAAGAACCCCCCAAAAAGGUUUUUGUGGGUGGAUUGAGCCCGGAUACUUCUGAAGAACAAAUUAAAGAAUAUUUUGGAGCCUUUGGAGAGAUUGAAAAUAUUGAACUUCCCAUGGAUACAAAAACAAAUGAGAGAAGAGGAUUUUGUUUUAUCACAUACACCGAUGAAGAGCCAGUAAAAAAAUUGUUAGAAAGCAGAUACCAUCAAAUUGGUUCUGGGAAGUGUGAAAUCAAAGUUGCACAACCCAAAGAGGUAUAUAGGCAGCAACAGCAACAACAAAAAGGUGGAAGAGGUGCUGCGGCUGGUGGCCGAGGUGGUACGAGGGGUCGUGGCCGAGGUCAACAGAGCACUUAUGGCAAGGCAUCUCGAGGGGGUGGCAAUCACCAAAACAAUUACCAGCCAUACUAAAGGAGAACAUUGGAGAAAACAGGUGUGUAUAAGAGUACAGGAAAACAGUAGAAAUGUCUAAUUUAAUUUAAAGAUCAAUAGACAAACGUAAAAACAAAAUACUAUGUAGCUUGUUCUUACUAAAUUGUUGAUUUUUUUUAAUUGCUUUAUGAGCCUGUUUUGCCUAAAGUGUCUAUAGAUCUUUAACUUUAAAGUCUUAUCUCACUUUCUUUAGUAUUGCAGAAAAACUUAAGAGUUUUUCUGUUUGCUUUUGUGUACCAGGUGGUCUAGAGGAAUAAUUAAACAUUUUAGAACUAUUAACAGGUAAAGUACUGAAAUGGGUACAACUUAAGGAAAACAAGAAUGUUGUCUUCUAACUCUGACAUUAUACCUUGUUUGUACCCGCCAGCGGGAACUUCAUUGCAGGCCGUGUGUCACCCUGACCACGUCUAUCUCUGGGGGUCGCACGUUGCGGGCAGAGCGCAAGGCAUACACCAGAAAACGCUGUCCUGUGGUAUGGUCUCUUCCAACUUCAUGUACCAGCGUAAAGAUUAAAGUGGAAAACUUCAGACUUUGGCUUCUUUUUUAAUCUUUUUGGAGAUUAAGUGUCUAAACUUAACUUAAAUGGUUUUUUACAGGAGUUAAAAUACAUAAAUGCCUUUUUACAGCUUAAUCAUUUUGGUCUUCUGUUUAGUGUUGUAUUUCAAUUGUGGAGCCUCAUUUUAAGUGUUCAUUCUUUUAAGAUUUAAUGCUUGCUUUUUCUUUUUAUAGCUAAUAGUGAAAUCUACAAACCAAAACAAGAACUUUUAAAUCUGGGAUAUAAAUUAAAGAUCAUAUGCACAAUUCAAUUUAUGUUCUUGUAAUAAGCUUAUUAGAAAUUGGUGUUUGUGAUAGCAUUUUACUUGGGUUACUAGAGAUGCUUCUAGUAGACCUUAAUCUAGCAUAGUUGAACCUGUGAAUAUGGGAAGAUUGUAUUCCCAGAUUCUUUCCUGAAUAGAUUUGAAUUUAUUAUUAUUUGGGAACUCCAGGGUGAGUUUAUUGACUACCCAAACUGUAUUUUGCCAAUAAAUAUGCAUAUGAUCUUUAAUUAUUGAAGAAAAGAAUAAAGUGAGGACUUAAAACAGUUCAUGAAAGUGGACCUUUAAAAGCUUGUCAGAGUUGCACAAAUCUAAUUGGUAUUUUGUUUUUGUUUUUAGGAGGAGAUGUUAAAGUAACCCAUCUUGCAGGACGACAUUGAAGAUUGGUCUUCUGUUGAUCUAAGAUGAUUAUUUUGUAAAAGACUUUCUAGUGUACAAGACACGAUUGUGUCCAACUGUAUAUAGCUGCCAAUUAGUUUUCUUUGUUUUUACUUUGUCCUUUGCUAUCUGUGUUAUGACUCAAUGUGGAUUUGUUUAUACACAUUUUAUUUGUAUCAUUUCAUGUUAAACUUCAAAUAAAUGCUUCCUUAUGUGAUUGCUUUUUUGCGUCAGGUACUACAUAGCUCUGUAAAAAUGUAAUUUAAAAUAAGCAAUAAUUAAGGCACAGUUGAUUUUGUAGAGAGUAUUGGUUCAUACGGAGAAACUGUGGUCCUUUAUAAAUAGCCAGCCAGCAUCACCCUCUUCCCCAAUUUGUAGGUGUAUUCUAUGCUCUUAAGGCUUCAUCUUCUCCCUGUUAAGUGAGGUUUCUACCACACCUUUGAACAAUGUUCUUUCCCCUCUGGUUAUCUGAAGACUGUCCUGAGAGGAAGACGUAAGUGUUGUGAUUAGUAGAAGCUUUCUAGUAGACCAUGUUUCUUCUGGAUUGUAAUAAAAUUGUUAGCUCCUUUUACUUUGUGCCUGUCUCUGGAAAGCCAUUUUUGAAUCGCUAAUUACUUUGGCUUUAAUCAGUGGUCACCUGGUAAAAGCUUUGUAAUCAUAACACAAUCACUUAAUUCUUGAUAAAAAUUCAGAUGCACACAGGAGCACUGUAAAACUGGUAGGAUCUAUGGUUUAAGAGCAUUUAAAGUAGUUAUAACUCAAGGAUUUUGGUAGAAAGGUAUGAGUGUGGUCAAAAGUUAGAUUAAAAUUUGAAAUAGUGGCAAAA
Macaca mulatta (Rhesus monkey) is the source of this 3879-nucleotide messenger RNA. RefSeq names its product heterogeneous nuclear ribonucleoprotein D like (gene HNRNPDL). NCBI's taxonomy places the organism in Eukaryota, Metazoa, Chordata, Mammalia, Primates, Cercopithecidae. The record is from RefSeq and is a predicted model, not a curated record. Gene Ontology annotation, biological process: regulation of gene expression. Gene Ontology annotation, cellular component: chromatin; nucleoplasm. Gene Ontology annotation, molecular function: poly(G) binding; poly(A) binding.